Melanotaenia boesemani (Boeseman's rainbowfish) is the source of this 2634-nucleotide messenger RNA. RefSeq names its product neurogenic locus notch homolog protein 4-like. The coding region runs from base 1 to 2634 and encodes 877 amino acids. NCBI's taxonomy places the organism in Eukaryota, Metazoa, Chordata, Actinopteri, Atheriniformes, Melanotaeniidae. Gene Ontology annotation, molecular function: protein binding. The record is from RefSeq and is a predicted model, not a curated record. The transcript is spliced from 18 exons.
AUGUCACUGAAUGACUGCUCUCCCUGCCCCUCUGGCUUCUUUUGUAACAGCACUGCUCUGACAGAUCCGUCUGGACCCUGCAGUCCAGGACAUUUUUGUUCCCUGGAGUCCACCGAGCCUUCCCCUGUCUCUCAACCUUACGGUGAUAUUUGUCCCAUGGGUCACUUCUGUCCUGAAGGUAGUGGGUCACCCAAACCAUGUCCUGUUGGUAGUUUCCUCCCAGAGCCUGGAGCUUUCUCUCUCUCUCAAUGCCGCCCUUGUCCUCCAGGGAAAUACUGCCUUAAUCCUGGAGCUUCACAGACCUCAGGCUUCUUCUGUUCUGGAGGUGCUGACAGUCCUACACCUCAAGCCAACUCAUCUUUGUUCAGCUGUCUUCUCAAAAUACUGGAGCUUUCUACUAUGAUGACAGAUGCCACCUUCUGGAAGCACAAUCUUUCCUGCUCCAAUUACUCUGUUAAUUCAGGCAGUGAUGCUAGCUGGAUCAAGGUGGUGACGGUGCCAUGGGCAGAUUCAGAUUAUUAUGUGAAUCACUCUGCAUCACGUCUCAAGAGUCCACAUUAUUCCUGCUCCACCUACCAAGGAGAUGUAUGCCCUAGGGGUUUCUAUUGUCCUUUGGGCUCUGCUUAUCCUCACCCCUGUGAGGCAGGUUUUUACUGUAACCACACUGGCCUAGAUGCUCCAUCAGGACCCUGUGCAGCAGGGUAUCACUGUCCUCGAGGCUCCGCAGACCCUUAUGUCCACCAUUGCCCUAUUGGAUACUACUGCCCUCUUGGGACUCCACUUCCUCUUCCCUGCCCUCUUGGAACUAUAAAAAGUUCCCUGGGUGGAGCAACAACUGAGGCUUGCCAGCCUUGCCCUCCAGGUCACUUCUGCCACAAAAGAGGGAUCGCUGAGCCAAGUGGCCACUGUGCAGAAGGCUUCUACUGUCCUGAAGGACAGAUUUCUGAAAGACCACAACAACAUGUCUGCUCAGUGGGACAUUACUGUGAGAAGGGCAGUUUCAGACAGACACUCUGCUUUCCCGGUAGCUACCAGUUCAGACAAGGCCAAGGGAGCUGUGAGAUAUGCCCUGCCGGUUUCUAUUGUCAUGUUCAAGGAACAAGCCUUCCACUUUCUUGUGAGAAAGGAUUUUACUGCCCCAGAGGAUCAGGAAAUCCACAUCCCUGUCCAAUAGGGACCUAUGGAAACAUGUCAGGACUAGCUGAGGAAUUACAGUGCACCCCGUGUGACCCUGGCAUGUACUGUAAAGGAACAGGGAGGAGUUUUCCCAGUGGGCUGUGUGCUGCAGGAUUUGUUUGUGUUGGAGGAGCCUCUGUACCUUCGCCAUCAGACUAUAUGACGGGGUUCCUAUGUCCUCCUGGGUUCUUUUGCCCUGAAGGAACUUCUGUACCGAAACCGUGCCCAAAAGGAACUUUCGGUGAACAGAGUGGGCUUGUAGAUGAUUUUCAGUGUCAGAGCUGCACCCCGGGCUUUUACUGUUCAGAGUCUGGUCUCAGUGCAGUUUCUGGACCCUGCCUGCCAGGUUUCUACUGUCUUGACGGAUCUCAGUCUGCUACUCCAGUCUCAGGUGUAUCUGGGGGUGUUUGUCCAGCUGGCCAUUACUGUUCAGAGGGCAGCAGUGUUCCCUCACCUUGUCCAGCUGGCUUUUACCAAAAUGAAGCGGGUGGAAAAGGCAAAGAUGACUGCAAACCAUGCCCUCUUGGCUGGUUUCAGGAAUUGCCAGGACAAAAAGAAUGUAAUCUUUGUCCUCCUGGGUACCAUUGUCAGUCUCUGAGUCCCAGUCCCACCAGGGGGACUUCCAUAGGAGUGUCCAGCCCUGUGCCCUGCCCUGCGGGGUAUAUAUGUCCCGGGGAGAGUGCGGACAGUCAGCCUGUACCUUGUCCCAAAGGCACUUACAACCCCAGCCAGGGUCUGACCACCACAGGUCAGUGCUUGCUGUGUCCAGCAGGUCAAUUCUGUGGGUCUGAAGGUUUGGCUGAGCCCUCAGGAUGGUGUGCUGCUGGAUUUCUUUGUCUGAUUGGUGCAAAGGUGCCAAAUCCAACUGACAACAUAACUGGAUCUCUGUGUCCCUCUGGGGUUUUCUGCCAGCAAGGGCUUAAAGCAGGAGAUUGCCAGGCAGGGUUUUUUUGUGACUGGGGCUCCAGCAAAGCAGAUCAGGCUCUCUGUCCAGCUGGUUUCUUUUGCCCCAGUGGAACACCGGUCCCUUUACCUUGUCCUGCAGGAACAUUUAGCUCUGAACUGGGCAACAUUCAUCAAGACAACUGCACCACCUGUGUUCCAGGAUUUUAUUGUCAAGGUGAGGGUACUGUCCAGCCUGCAUUGUGUCCUGUUGGACACUACUGUCCUGCAGGUCUGAUUCACAGAUUGGAGUUUCCUUGUCCUGCUGGCACUAUGCAAAGCCAACUCGGAGCCUCUAGUCUCGAUGCCUGUCAGCUCUGUCCUGCUGGAAUGUUCUGUGCUCAGUCUGGUUUGUCACAGCCCACAGGUCUUUGUCAGGCAGGAUAUUCCUGCCCUGAAGGGUCAAGUAGCCCAAACUCAACUGGGAGUCAGUGGAACUCCACCAGAAGCCAUCUUUGUCCAUCUGGCCAUUACUGCCCAUCUGGGACUGGCCAUCCACUCCCUUGUCCUUCUUGA